AUGGCCGAAUAUACUCGCAUUGGGGAAGCCGGGAGUUCCCACCGGCCAGACGUUGGGGACGAGUACAACAAUGUCGACCGGCACGACUCGUUUGAACAUGAAGAUCUUCCGCUCCAUGAGCAAGAGCUGGACGAGAAGCAUUUGGCCACGAUAGCCGAAGAUGGCGACCUGUCCGACCCCGACUCCGACUCGGAGCUGGACGAUAUCCUCGAUGUGGAGAAACAGAACCGACCCCUGCAAGGGGAACAAGAACAAGAGCGACCACGGUCUCGCCUCAUGCCGAAAUGGAAACAAUACAAGACAUACGGCUCGCUCGUCAAGUCAUGGUGUAUCGUAGCCCUGCCUCGCUUCUGCCAGCCGGGCGGGCUGCGGCUGAAAAAGGAACCAUAUCCCACCGCCUGGCUGGACGCUCUGCGCGGAUACGCGGCGUGGAUUGUGUUCCAAUACCACUGCUUCAACACGUAUGACCCGUCGUGGCGGCGACAGCCGUUCGUCUCCGUCCUCUUCGCCGGCCCUGGCAUGGUGGCCCUGUUCUUCGUCAUCUCGGGCUACGUGUUGAGCUACGGCCUGCUGAAGCACAUGCGCACGCGCCAGUCGAGCGGCAUGCUGGACAGUCUGGCGUCGGCCACGUUCCGGCGGUACAUGCGGCUGUAUGCGUCGAGCGUGGUGGCGACCAUGUUCGCCUUCGUCCUGGUGCGGCUGCACCUGUACAACGGGCGCGGCCUGUGGGUGCCGACCUUCUUCGGCCAGGUCCGCGACUGGCUGUGGAACACCAUCUUCUUCAUCAACCCGCUCGGCGACGUGCGCGGCUGGUACCACGAGGGAACGCAGAACAGCAACUACGAGGGCGCCCUGUGGACCAUCCCCGUCGAGUUCCGCGGCAGCAUGAUCCUCUUCGGCUUCUGUGCUGCCGUGUGCAAGCUGCGCACGCCGUGGCGCAUGGGCCUGACCUGGCUCAUCAUUGUGCUGUGUUACCUGUGGAAUACCGUCUACGUCGCCGAAUUCCUCUACGGCAUGUUCGUCGCCGACUUGUCUCUGCUCAGAAACCCGGACCGUGUGCGACGGCCCGGUGCACCACUUCCACCUCUACCCACCUCGCACGCGCCUGUCGAAUCUGCCGGACUUGCUGCUGCUGCUCCUCACACACGCACAGGCUCGCUACGGAAGUGGAGCUGGCGUAAUUGGAGCGGGAACUGGAGUCUUGUCAACCGCAAGGAGGACAACAACAGGAAAAGGAACCACCACCAAUCAGGACGCCUACCACGCAUCCUUAAGAACAUCGGCUAUAUGCUUCUCUUCCUGCUGGGCAUCUUCCUGCUCGGCCAGCCCGACGGCACGGACCUCGGUGUCUGGGGCCAGUUUCCGUGGCAAUUCUUGAAAAGCUUCAUCCCGAUCUGGUACACCGACGGUGCCGAGUAUUAUUUUUACCUGUCCAUGGGCGCCUUCUGUCUGCUGCUGGCUCUCGACUCGUUGCCGUUCUUGCAGCGGCCGUUGAUGUGCGGCUUCAGCCAGUACGUCGGUGACUUGAGUUUUGGCAUCUACGCGCUGCACCCGCCGUUGACCUGGGCCUUUUAUAUCGGGUUCGCCGACCCGAUGCGUGCCAAAUAUCUGGGCGACUCGCCGCUCGCGUACAUCCCCGGCUAUAUCUCCAUGACGCUGCUGGUGUUCACUGCCGCGGAUUAUUUUACUCGCUUGGACAAGAAGAUUGUCAGAUUGGGGAGGUGGAUCCAGGUCAAGUUAUUUAGGAAAUGGGGUUGCUGA
This is a messenger RNA of Capronia coronata CBS 617.96, 1761 nucleotides long. RefSeq lists its product as uncharacterized. Lineage: Eukaryota; Fungi; Ascomycota; Eurotiomycetes; Chaetothyriales; Herpotrichiellaceae. Bases 1 to 1761 code for a protein of 586 amino acids. Gene Ontology annotation, molecular function: acyltransferase activity, transferring groups other than amino-acyl groups. Gene Ontology annotation, cellular component: membrane. Gene Ontology annotation, biological process: polysaccharide biosynthetic process. The record is from RefSeq and is a predicted model, not a curated record. The transcript has a single exon.